GCAGGCCUUGCUUGACUCCAAUCUUGGAGACGUUUCAGUUGGCAUGGACUAGUGGGGGCACAAUACAAGAGUGCGCACACUUCCUGGAGCUCAAACAACCUCCGCAGAAAACAAGAAAAACAAACGAGCCCAUGAAGGCGAGAGCUGUAAAGUUCUAGCCCCGCGUCCGAUGGCUCGGAUGGUUUGUCCUGGUUAAUGGGACACGGAAAAGCAGGUUUUAUCGAGCGGUAUUUUCGGGUAACAUAGAAAGGCCGAUGUGCGGAGCGGUAGCGGCGGUGUGGAGUGAGCGCUGCGCGGAGGGGAGAUCCAUCGACCGCACCAGCGCGAGCCAACAAGCGGCCUAGCGCUAACACACAACAGCCGGCGCUUUUAUGUCGAUGGGAUACCCUUAGGCGUACUUCACAGAGACUCUAGGGCGUAUUCCCCCUUCUGAAUGAAAACGUUUUUCCGUCGUUUGGCAUGUCUGACAUACUUUAAUCUUGUUUGGAGCCUCUUAGCCGCCUGGCUAACGGAUUAGAUUGACAGGUUAGCUCGUUAGCCGCUAAACAAGUUUUUAAAGUGACUUAUCAUACACGUAUGCCUGUGUAAUGCAGACCGUGCCGAGAGAAGAGCUUAAGCUUCCGUUUUUAUUCUGAAAACCAUUCGGUUGUGAAGUCUGAAGAGUUUUGGGACUAUAAAGUCUGUUGUUUGUGUAUUAAUGACUAGCUGGCUAACGAGCUAGCUAUGUCUAUGUUCUCCGCCGAAAUGCUGGAAACAACACCUAACGUUAUGUACCCGUUUGAGGAGAUCGACUAUGAUGAUAUUGAGGUGGAGGAGGUGGUGGGCAGAGGGGCCAUUUGGUGUUGUGCGCAAGGCCAAGUGGAAAGGCAGAGAUGUGGCCAUCAAGACAAUAGAGAGUGAAUCGGAGAGAAAUGCCUUCUUUGUUGAGCUUCGUCAGUUGUCUCGUGUAAAUCAUGCCAACAUUGUGAAGCUGUAUGGUUCCUGCAGUGACCCUGUGUGUCUGGUGAUGGAAUAUGCAGAGGGGGGUUCAUUGUACAAUGUGCUGCACGGUGCAGAGCCUCUUCCUCACUACACUGCAUCUCACGCCAUGAGCUGGUGCCUGCAGUGUUCCCAGGGGGUCUCGUAUCUCCACGGCAUGAAACCAAAGGCUCUCAUUCACAGGGACCUCAAACCUCCCAAUCUGCUCCUGGUUGCUGGAGGUACAGUGCUGAAGAUCUGUGACUUUGGGACAGCAUGUGACAUUCAGACACACAUGACUAAUAAUAAGGGAAGCGCAGCCUGGAUGGCCCCAGAGGUGUUUGAAGGCAGUAACUACAGUGAGAAGUGUGACGUGUUCAGUUGGGGUAUUAUUCUCUGGGAGGUGAUCACACGCCGGAAGCCCUUUGAUGAAAUCGGUGGCCCUGCUUUCCGCAUCAUGUGGGCUGUGCACCGUGGCACACGUCCACCUCUCAUUAAGAACCUACCGAAGCCUAUAGAGAGUCUGAUGACUCGUUGCUGGUCCAAAGACCCAUCGCAGCGGCCUUCCAUGGAGGAGAUAGUGAAGAUUAUGAGCCACCUUAUGAGGUUUUUCCCAGGAUCAGAAGAGCCUCUUCAGUACCCUUAUCAGUAUUCAGAUGAAGGCCAGAGUAACUCUGCUGCCAGCACAGGCUCAUAUAUAGACUACACAUGUACCAGCAACAAGAACGACAUCAACAUGGAGCGCACCAACUCCCCUGGCAGCAACGACACCAUCAAGUUCCCAUAUAAACAAAAGAGCGACCCGUUAAGGCCUGGUCACCCUCUCUCCAGAGGGGGCAGUGUAGAGAGUCUUUCUGGCAGGCCACAAUUUCUGGCUUCCUCGGACAGCAAACGAAUGAGCACUGAUCUCUCCGAACUGGAGCACAGAUUGCCCUUUGCUCCCGCAGCACGUCCACAAUUUAAGCGAGGUCACCGUAAAACGGCAUCAUAUGGCACCAUUCUGGACAUUCCCAAGAUCUUCGUCACAGCAACUUGUGAGCCUCAUAGACGCAGUUCAGUGCAGGAUCUUCCUGGUAUAGGUACAGAGUCCAGUCAGGAUAGUAGGAACAGCAGCAGAGCAUCCAGUCCCAGUGUGAGGAUGAUUACGCCAGACAAGACAGACACCAAUGGCUCAGAUAACUCCAUCCCCAUGGCCUACUUGACCCUGGACCAUCAGCUACAGCCUCUAGCCCCGUGUCCAAACUCCAAAGAAUCAAUGGCGGUGUUUGAGCAGCACUGUAAGAUGGCACAAGAGUACCUGAAGGUGCAGACAGAGAUUGCUCUUCUCAUACAGAGGAAGAAAGAGCUGAUAGAUGAGCUGGACCAGGACGAGAAGGAUCAGCAGAACGCGUGUCGCCUCGCUCAGGAGCACAAGAAGCUCCUAGAGGAGAACAAGAGUCUGUCUACCUUCUACCAGCAGUGCAAGAAGCAACUGGAGCUGAUCCGAGCACAGCAGCAAAAGAGACAGGGCACCUCAUGAACCUCUUUCAUUAUGAAACAGAGCUAGGCUGACUCUAUAAUCACAGUCCCCAUUAUCUUGUCCUCCCCCAUCCAAACAAUGGGUUGGUUUAUCUAUAGUUUGGCCCAGAAACCCCAAAAUUCUGCCUGUUGAAGCACCCAUGAAACCUGUGAAGAUGGUAACCGGAUGAAAUGGGUAAAUUUCUGCCAAUGCAAACCGUUCCAAGAUCCUGCACUCAACUGCACAAGCAUGCUGCGUUCCAUGUUCCCAUGAAUCCCGCAGGAUAUGCAAUAGCAGGGCCACGAUUAAAGCCAGGUGGGUGUGAAACACAGACUGUUGGCCACUGAUAAACACGCAGAUCUUCGGAGAUCUACAAGUCUAAAUGAGCCAGCAAAUGCAUUUUAUUUUCAAAAGAGGAAAGCUGCAUUUUACGCCAGGGCUUUUAAGUAUAGAGAUGUUUAAAAGAAGGAUGUAAAAUGAGGUCUUUCCCCUUCCUCAGACAUCCCCAGAAUUCCCUGUGGGGU
Molecule: messenger RNA, 2979 nt
Organism: Cyprinus carpio (common carp)
Lineage: Eukaryota; Metazoa; Chordata; Actinopteri; Cypriniformes; Cyprinidae
Product: mitogen-activated protein kinase kinase kinase 7-like
Exons: 17
Coding region: 794-2476 (560 amino acids)
Biological process (GO): JNK cascade; protein phosphorylation; positive regulation of canonical NF-kappaB signal transduction
Molecular function (GO): ATP binding; MAP kinase kinase kinase activity; magnesium ion binding
Source: RefSeq, a predicted model, not a curated record